AUGUCACUUACUCCACUUGAAAAAGCUGCUAGUGGUGCGUUAGCAUCAGCAUUCGCUAAUAGUUUGGUCUAUCCAUUAGAUCUCAGUAAGACGUUGAUUCAGACACAAGUGAAGAAACAUGAUAAGGAAGUCCUCGGGGGCGAACCAUCGACGCCAGAAGACAGUCAAACAUUGAAAAACACCAAGGACGGUGAAGUAAAGUACAAGAAUACCCUCGAUGUUUUGCGCAAGAUCUAUGCUAAGAAGGGAGUUUUAGGAUGGUAUCACGGGCUUGCGUCGUCAAUAUUAGGGACCACAGCGCAAAACUUUUCGUACUUCUACUGGUACACGAUUGUCAAACGUGUUUACGCUAAUCUUUACAAGCAUAUACCCAACCACAAGCCUACCACUGCCACCGAGUUGUUCUUGGGUGCUUUGGCCGCGUGUAUAUCACAACUUUUCACAAUGCCAAUCGGGGUUAUCACCACGCAACAGCAGACUGAUAAGACCCACAAGAACUUGUACCAAUUGUUCAGGGAAAUCUUGGAUCAGGACGGUAUCUGUGGAUUGUGGAGAGGUUUAAGGGUAUCGAUGGUUUUGUGUAUCAACCCAUCAAUUACCUACGGAUCGUACGAAAGAUUGAAGCAGAUCUUGUAUAACAGCAAGGAGUUCUUGGGACCAUUGGAAAGUUUCUCCAUUGGGGUUUUGGCCAAGUCCAUGGCCACGAUAGUGACGCAGCCAUUGAUCGUAUCGAAGGCCAUGUUACAAAAGAAGGCGCACAAGAAACAAACACCUACUGGUGACAAGGAAGCGUAUGGAAACGAAGAGGAAGAUGAUGAAGAAGACAUCAAAUUCGAUGCCUUCACGCAUGCGUUGGCCCACUUGUGGAAAACUGAAAAAUUCAGAGGCUUAUACAAGGGCGUAGCUCCACAGUUGCUAAAGGGUGUUUUCGUACAAGGUUUAUUGUUCAUGUUCAAGGACCAAAUCGACUUGUUUUUCUUGUUCUUGUUGAAGCUAAUCAAGACCAAAAAGAUAAUCUCCCGUUAG
Debaryomyces hansenii CBS767 is the source of this 1026-nucleotide messenger RNA. It is a transcript of the gene ANT1, whose product is annotated as Ant1p. The coding region runs from base 1 to 1026 and encodes 341 amino acids. Lineage: Eukaryota; Fungi; Ascomycota; Pichiomycetes; Serinales; Debaryomycetaceae. The record is from RefSeq and is a predicted model, not a curated record. The transcript has a single exon.